This is a messenger RNA of Dichotomopilus funicola, 1371 nucleotides long. RefSeq names its product glycoside hydrolase. Lineage: Eukaryota; Fungi; Ascomycota; Sordariomycetes; Sordariales; Chaetomiaceae. The record is from RefSeq and is a predicted model, not a curated record. Gene Ontology annotation, molecular function: hydrolase activity, hydrolyzing O-glycosyl compounds. The transcript has 4 exons. Bases 1 to 1371 code for a protein of 456 amino acids. Gene Ontology annotation, biological process: carbohydrate metabolic process.
AUGAUCGCUAAGAUCCUUGCCCUCGCGGCCCUUUCGGGCGCCGCCCUCGCCCAGCAGGUCGGCACCCAAAAGGAGGAGUCUCACCCCAAGAUGACCUGGCAGAAGUGCACCGCUGCCGACGCCUGCACGGAUGUCGACGGUGAGGUCACUGUUGAUGCCAACUGGCGUUGGGUCCACGACACCGAGGGCUAUACCAACUGCUACACUGGCAACGAGUGGGACACCACCAUCUGCUCCGACUCCAAGACGUGCGCCGAGAGCUGCGCUGUCGAUGGUGCCGACUACUCGGGGACCUACGGUGCCUCGACCAGCGGCGACGCUCUUACCUUGAAGUUCGUCACCAAGGGCUCCGAUUCCACCAACAUUGGAUCCCGCCUAUACCUCAUGGCCGGCACCGACAAGUACCAGAUGUUCGAGCUCCUCGGCAACGAGUUUACCUUCGACGUCGAUGUCUCCCAACUCGGCUGCGGUCUCAACGGUGCCCUGUACUUCGUAGCCAUGGACGAAGACGGUGGCAUGAGCAAGUACGACGGCAACAAGGCUGGUGCUAAGUACGGUACCGGCUACUGCGACGCGCAGUGCCCGCGUGACCUUAAGUUCAUCAACGGUGAGGCCAACUCGGACGGCUGGGAACCCUCGACCAACGACCAGAACGCUGGUAUCGGCCCGUACGGCUCUUGCUGCACAGAGAUGGAUAUCUGGGAGGCCAACUCCAUCUCGACUGCCUUCACCCCCCACCCCUGCACCACCAUCGGCCAGGAACGCUGCGAGGGCGACUCCUGCGGUGGCACUUACUCUUCUGACCGCUAUGGCGGUACUUGCGACCCCGAUGGCUGUGACUUCAACGCCUACCGCCAGGGUGUCAAGGACUUCUACGGCCCCAGCAUGACGGUCGACACCACCAAGCCCUUCACGGUCGUCACCCAGUUCAUCGCCGACGGCGGCACGCUGUCCGAGAUCAAGCGGUUCUACGUCCAGGACGGCACCGUCAUCGAGAACCCCCAGUCGGCCAUCGAGGGCAACACCGGCAACUCGAUCACCGCCGAUUUCUGCAAGUCCCAGAAGGUCGCGUUCGGCGACGAGGACGUCUUCAACCAGAAGGGCGGCAUGGCCGGGUUCAGCGAAGGUCUCGCCACCCCCAUGGUGCUGGUCAUGUCCCUGUGGGACGACCACUACGCCAACAUGCUCUGGCUCGACUCCACCUACCCGACCGACGCUGGCGCCGACGAGCCCGGCAAGGGCCGUGGUACCUGCGAGACCAGCUCCGGCGUGCCCUCCGAGAUUGAGGACAGCCAGGCCGACAACCAGGUCAUCUACUCCGCCAUCAAGUUCGGCCCCAUCGGCUCGACCUUCAACGCCCCCGCCGCGUAA